AUGCAGACAAUCUGCCACCUAGAGACUGAAAACAUCGACCAGCAUGACGCAGAAAAGGCGGGUAUUCAGCAACAAUUCAUGUCUUUAGAAUCAAACUCCGACAAACCCUACUUCUUCAUUCCAUACCAGGAAGAAUACCUUGACGAAAUGGAUCGAGACUAUCCAACCUACAACCCGGACAUAGACGACCGUUUCAAUAUAGGAGAGUUACAUCUCUACAUGGAAAGCCGCUUUGGGACAUAUCCAAAAGAUGACAAUAAGCGUUUCGGUGUUGGCUACAAAGCAUGGCCAGACCUCAACCUCGGGGAGCUAGCCGAACAUUCCAAGUACUAUUGGACGGCGUCCUUCACAGGCUUUGCACUAACCACCCAUGAGCCAUUACCCCAUAUGAAAUGCCUCAUGGAGAGUGAAGUCGCUGGAGACGAUCGAUUACUUCGAGGUGAACUCAUUGCCAUUGUAAAAAUCAUGACAGCUCGGUUGAACACAAAGUCCCUCCGCACUCAUACGGUGGCCCCUGUUCUGUUAUAUUCCAUAAUGGGUCCAGAACAAAUUCGUGUACUGGAGGCUUAUUUCAAUGGUAAGAAUCUUAUAAUUCGAAAAACCAAGUUGUACGAUAUGAAGCAGGAGGACAUGGCAACGGUAGACCUACUUACCCGGUGGUGGUUGGGAUUUGCUGUCGGCGAGACGAAGUUAAUCAAAACAGCCUCUCUUCCUUAG
Aspergillus bombycis is the source of this 717-nucleotide messenger RNA. RefSeq lists its product as uncharacterized. The coding region runs from base 1 to 717 and encodes 238 amino acids. The record is from RefSeq and is a predicted model, not a curated record. The transcript has 3 exons. NCBI's taxonomy places the organism in Eukaryota, Fungi, Ascomycota, Eurotiomycetes, Eurotiales, Aspergillaceae.